This is a messenger RNA of Phycomyces blakesleeanus NRRL 1555(-), 222 nucleotides long. RefSeq names its product C2H2-type zinc finger transcription factor. Gene Ontology annotation, molecular function: RNA polymerase II cis-regulatory region sequence-specific DNA binding; DNA-binding transcription factor activity, RNA polymerase II-specific. Gene Ontology annotation, biological process: regulation of transcription by RNA polymerase II. The annotation marks the transcript as partial. The record is from RefSeq and is a predicted model, not a curated record. NCBI's taxonomy places the organism in Eukaryota, Fungi, Mucoromycota, Mucoromycetes, Mucorales, Phycomycetaceae. The transcript has a single exon.
UUUGGAUGCGAAGACUGCAAGCGUGCAUUCACCCGCCGCCAUGAUCUCGAGCGACACAAGAGGGUUCACACUGGUGUCCAGCCCUAUGAAUGCCCACACUGUCUUCGUAAAUUCUCCAGAACCGAUGCUCGUCAGAGACACUGGAAAUUGGAAAAGGAGUGUGCCGAGAGUGUAAAGGUUAACUCAUUGCUUGCCAACAGAUACAGAAAGAUUCUCAAGUAA